CCGUUUGCUUCGAAGGAUUUUUCAAAACGAAAAAUGUAUUGGUUUUACUUGAUGUAAACAACGUUCAAACGGAUUAUGUGUUUACUCUCGUGACAUACUUAUUGAAAAAUUAAUUUAACGGUCAUCAUUUUAUCUGAAAUCGCUGAAUAACCACGGGGAAAUUGAUUACUACAUGCAAAUGAGACCAAUUUUGUCCGCCAGAAUGAUUUUAUUAAUUCAGCGGUUCGUCGUUUACCUGUGCAAGAUACGGAGGGUCAUAAUUCGAAUUUCGAUGAUGGCGAACAACGGGGAACUUGCCAAGAUGGACAGAAAGGCGGCCGUAAGCAUCGUCGAUGCUUUGAAAACGUAUUCCGCCGAAACCGUAGUGCUAAACGGUUUGAACAUGAGAGUACCUUCGGGAUCCAUUUAUGGACUUUUAGGAUCUAGCGGCUGUGGCAAAACAACCUUGUUGAACGCAAUCCUUGGAAAACUGACACUCGAUUCUGGAACUAUCGAGGUGGACGCAAGUAGCGUUCUGGAAAUCGGAUACAUGCCUCAAGACGUCUGUCUAGACAAUCUACUCACUAUACGGGAAACUCUGCAGUACUACGGUUGCUUGUAUUUAAUGAGCGGCGAAGAUAUUGCGAAAAACAGUAAAAGACUGAGUAGAUGGCUUAAACUGCCACCGAUGGAUAGCUUAUUAAAAAAUGCCAGCGGAGGUCAAAUGAGAAGAGUGUCGUUGGCUGUAUCUCUAAUUCAUGAUCCGAAAAUAUUAAUACUCGACGAGCCCACGGUGGGAAUCGAUCCGAUAUUAAGACACGAAAUUUGGCAAGAAUUAUUGAAAAUCGUCAACGAGCAAGGCAAAACUAUUAUAAUCACUACGCAUUACAUAGAAGAAGCACGUCAAUCGCACAUGAUUGGUUUAAUGAGAAACGGUGUCCUGAUUAAAGAAAGCUCGCCAAAUCAGUUGCUGGUUGAGCAGAAUACAAAUACGUUGGAAGACGCGUUUCUAGCACUGAGCUCACAUCAAGAUUUAGGAGAGAGUCGUGUACAAUACAAACAAACGUUGGCGAAACAAUCUAGAUUUAAUAAUACAAAAUCACUUACAUCCAUACAAACGCCCAGUAAAAUUUCUUUAAUCAGAAUCAAGGCAUUGCUCAAGAAAAACAUUGUCGUAUGCAGUCGCGAUUACAUGUUUGUGUUUUUGGUUAUAUUUUUUCCGAUAUUGGCGGCCUUAAUUUAUAAUCUGGCCAUCGGUAGAAACGUCGAAGACGUUAAGAUUCAUUUUCAAAACAAUGAAAUUCACAACUGCAAAAAUACUAGCGUUGUCGGUGGAUGUCUCUACGAUGAUGACUAUGUUAAUAGUCACAAGCUAAGCUGCCAACUCAUCGACAGACUGCGGUCUUUAAAAUAUGAUCUGGUACCGAUAGACAGCCAGAAAGCGGGUGACUUGGCAGUAGAUAAAACCAAAGCGUUUGCUUUUAUUCAGUUUCCGAAAAAUCACACUUACGGCCUUCGUCAAUACGUUCAAGGCGCUUGGAAAUCUGACGUUGAAAUUCCGCCCGAUACGAUUGCACGAGUGCACGUUGAUUCUGGAAGUGUUUUAAUUAAAAAUCAAAUCAUUUACGAUCUCAAUAACGUCUACGGGGACAUUAUUCUAGCAAGUUCAGAAUCGUGCAAAGGGAAAUCGGUUCGAGGAAAUCCUUUGAGAAUCAAAAAUGUGGUAGGAGGAAAAGUCAAAGCGUACAUUCACAGUAUAGCAACUAUGUUUGUUGCAAUGAUAGGUUUUUAUUUCUCAAGUAUUAUUUCGGCGGGAUUCAUGUUGAAGGAAAAAAUGGAAGGUUACCUAGACCGGGCUUUGACCGCAGGCGUUAAAAUACCAGAAGUGAUAAUUUCAAUAACAUUGAUUCAAACCGUAAUUCACGUUUUCCAUAUGGUUUGUGUUAUGACUAUCACAUACAUCAUGUUUCGAAAUCCAAUAGAGAUCACUAGUGGGCUAGUCGUAUAUGCAUUUUUAUCAAUAUUUACGGGCUGGUUGGGUUUACUUACAGGGUUUUUAGUCGUCGGCGUUUCAAAGUCAGGCUCAGAAGCCAUGCACUUGGUGAUUGGUUGGAACAUGAUGCAAGUCUACGUGUCCGGUGUAACGUGGCCCAUUGAAGCCCAGCCGACUGUCAUGAAAGCCAUAUCCGAACAUCUGCCUUUGUGCUACAUCAGUAGGUUGAUGAACGACAUCGCGCUGAAAGGUUGGACCAUCGACUGUCCGGCAAUUUGGAAAGGCACAGCGAUGGUAAUCGUUUACAUUCUACUGCACUCCAUAAUGCUGUGUUGUUUGAGCCGAGUGAAAAAAGAAGCGUGGCUCAUACGAAAAUAGCACUUGCAUAUAAAUUAUCUUCAAUUUAACUCACUCUUAAAUUAUUUGUUUGGCGCAUGCGAAUUGCAUAACGCUAUUUAGAAUCAGCCUUGAUCGAGUAGGGAGUUAUAAAUGUGU
Molecule: messenger RNA, 2467 nt
Organism: Adelges cooleyi (spruce gall adelgid)
Lineage: Eukaryota; Metazoa; Arthropoda; Insecta; Hemiptera; Adelgidae
Product: ABC transporter G family member 20-like
Exons: 16
Coding region: 173-2350 (725 amino acids)
Cellular component (GO): membrane
Molecular function (GO): ATP binding; ABC-type transporter activity; ATP hydrolysis activity
Source: RefSeq, a predicted model, not a curated record